GCACUGAGCGCUCCUCACUACUGGUCUCUCCCCCUUUCCAACCAUCUUUCUCGCCAGGUCCAGUCAUGGAGCUGCGCUCGGAGCUGCCCAGCGUGCCCGGCGCGGCGACAGCAGCGGCGACAGCAACAGGGCCGCCCGUGGCGUCGGUGGCGUCGGUGGCUGCUGCUGCGGCGGCGGCCGCGUCGCUGCCGGUGAGCGUAGCCGGAGGCUUACUGCGGGCUCCACCGCUGCUGCUGCGGGCUGCGGAGAAGUACCCGAGGACCCCCAAGUGCGCGCGCUGCCGCAAUCACGGCGUGGUGUCGGCGCUCAAGGGCCACAAGCGCUACUGCCGCUGGAAAGAUUGCUUGUGCGCCAAAUGCACACUCAUCGCCGAGCGCCAGCGCGUCAUGGCGGCGCAGGUGGCGCUGCGCAGGCAGCAGGCACAGGAGGAGAACGAGGCGCGGGAGCUGCAGCUGCUCUACGGCACUGCCGAGGGCCUGGCACUGGCCGCCGCCAACGGUAUCAUCCCGCCGCGGCCAGCCUACGAGGUCUUUGGCUCAGUGUGCGCGGCAGACAGCGGGGGUUCUGGAGCGGGCGCCCCCGUGGGGGCCGGAGGCGGCGCAGCGGGCGCUGGGGGCGCAGAGGCCAAGUUGCAGAAGUUUGACCUGUUCCCCAAGACUUUACUACAGGCAGGCCGCCCAGGCAGCCCGCAGCCGCCGCUGGGGAAGCCACUGUCCCCGGACGGAGCGGACUCGGGUCCUGGGACAUCAUCCCCCGAGGUGCGGCCUGGCUCAGGGUCGGAGAAUGGCGACGGCGAGUCAUUUUCGGGGUCGCCUCUGGCCCGGGCCUCUAAAGAGGCAGGUGGCAGCUGUCCCAGCAGCGCUGGCCCCAGCGGCGGCGGCGAGGAGGACAGCCCCGGCUCCGCAAGCCCUCUUGGCUCCGAAUCCGGCUCAGAGGCCGACAAGGAGGAGGCUGAGGCCGGACCAGCGCCGGGGCUGGGCGGAGGCCCGAGUCCACGGCAGCGGACGCCGCUGGACAUCUUGACGCGCGUCUUCCCCGGCCACCGGCGCGGCGUCCUGGAGCUGGUAUUGCAGGGCUGCGGCGGCGACGUGGUCCAGGCCAUCGAGCAGGUGCUGAACCAUCACCGCGGGGGGCUCGCGGCCGGCCUGGGCCCAGCGGUGGCCCCCGAUAAGGGUGCCGUGGGUGCAGCAGCGGCCAUAGACGACGCAUGGCCGGGUCGCGUCGACGCUGCCGCCGCCGCCGGGGCUCCCGGGCUGCCUGCGUCGCUGCAGGCCGGCCCCGCCGGCCCCCAGCACCACAGACCGUUACUGGCUGGAGCCAUGGCUCCUGGGGCGUUGGGCUCGCUGAGCAGCCGCUCGGCCUUCUCGCCGCUGCAGCCCAACGCCAGCCACUUCGGCGCCGACGCGGGAGCCUACCCGCUGGGCGCGCCGCUCGGCCUCAGCCCGCUGCGCCUGGCCUACUCGGCGGCGGCGGCGCACAGCCGCGGCCUGGCCUUCAUGGCUCCCUACUCCACCGCAGGCCUGGUGCCCACGCUGGGCUUCCGCCCGCCCAUGGACUACGCCUUCAGCGAUCUCAUGCGCGACCGCUCGGCCGCCGCCGCCGCGGUGCACAAGGAGCCCACCUACGGUGGCGGCCUGUACGGGCCGAUGGUCAACGGCGCCCCAGAGAAGCAGUAGAGCAAGAGACAGGGCAGCCCGGCAGCCCCAGACAGGCUCCUCAGUCUUGUCCCCGAGGGCCGCCGGCCCCUCUCGGCCAGCCGAGUGCGCUAUUAGCGCACUGGCUGGGAUCCUCCGCUCCCAGGUGGUUUUCGGUUUUGAUUUGGAGGGUGGGUGGAGAGGGACGAACAAAAGGGAGCAACUACAGGUGCAGAUGUUCUCGGGAGGGGUGCACGGCCCGGAUC
Messenger RNA from Orycteropus afer afer, 1900 nucleotides. It is a transcript of the gene DMRTA2, whose product is annotated as DMRT like family A2. NCBI's taxonomy places the organism in Eukaryota, Metazoa, Chordata, Mammalia, Tubulidentata, Orycteropodidae. Gene Ontology annotation, biological process: germ cell development; regulation of transcription by RNA polymerase II; sex differentiation. Gene Ontology annotation, cellular component: nucleus. Gene Ontology annotation, molecular function: protein binding; DNA-binding transcription factor activity, RNA polymerase II-specific; RNA polymerase II cis-regulatory region sequence-specific DNA binding. The record is from RefSeq and is a predicted model, not a curated record.